This is a messenger RNA of Centrocercus urophasianus (Greater sage-grouse), 3737 nucleotides long. RefSeq names its product CD80 molecule (gene CD80). Gene Ontology annotation, cellular component: external side of plasma membrane. Lineage: Eukaryota; Metazoa; Chordata; Aves; Galliformes; Phasianidae. Gene Ontology annotation, biological process: positive regulation of T cell proliferation; negative regulation of T cell proliferation; cell surface receptor signaling pathway. The transcript has 6 exons. Bases 287 to 1231 code for a protein of 314 amino acids. The record is from RefSeq and is a predicted model, not a curated record.
UUAUCAGCAUCAGCACCCGCGCCUGUCCCAGCCUUCCUCCAGCGCCUGGUGAGGAGCAAAAGUCCCACGGCUCAGCAGCCGGGAGAGUUUGGUGGUGACCCGUGGCCGGGUGCUGAGCUCCUGCCUCCUUCCCAGCACGGAGGUGGUGGCAUCGCUCGCUUGGUGAAGCCCAAGGGGACAGAGAGGGAAGCCGACUCAGCAAGGCCUGUGCCGGUGGGUUCUUGAGGAGGAAGCAGGUGGCAGAAGGUUGCAGGUGCUCCGGCUGCUGGCCCAGCACUGCACGAAGAUGGGGUGCCUGCCAGUGCCAGCCAGCUGGCCCCUGAAGAGAUGGCUCGGGCUCGGGCUCAUCGUGCUCUAUUGCAUUACUUUGGGCUGUGCACAGGAGAAGAAAGUGGCCAAAAGCAAAGUAGGAGAAAAAGUCGGCCUGCCUUGUUGUUACAAAAUUCCCAGCUCAGAGAGCCUGCAAAACUACCGUGUGUAUUGGCAGAUGAACGUUACGGAUGUGGUGCUGGCCUACUCAGGGGGGCAAAAGAUCCUUGAGCACCCACGCUAUGUCAACCGGACAAAGUUGGACUUUGAGAACCUCACCCUGUGGAUCUCUGGUGUGGAAAUCCUGGACAGCGGCCCUUACCAAUGUAUUGUUCAGAGUCUCCAGUCUUCACCGGACAAACCUGGAUCUCAUCUUUUGUGCGGAGAGCCCGUGACCCUCUUUGUUACUGCUGACUUCAGCAAGCCGAACGUAGAAAGAGAAGUAACAGCUAGUUCAUGUGAAUCAACAGAAAUGGUGGUAAGAUGUUCUUCUCAUGGAGGCUUCCCCAAACCCAAAAUCUACGGAGUCCUCAACAACAUGUCUGCGGUGUUGAAUACCACCUGGGAGUCUGAGUCCAGCCUCAGCCCAUACAACGUCACUGGCACGCUGUGGCUCAACGUGUCCAAAGAUAUCAACUUCACUUGUUUCAUUGAAUAUGAUGGUUUACUCACAUCCACCAGCUUGCUUCUAGCAAAAGCCAACGACUGCGUUGUCUCUACUGCACUUCCAUCCUAUAAUGUCAUUACUGCUUCAAGUAUCAUCAUUAUCACCUUCCUUUUGGCUGUCAGCCUAGCAGCAAAAUACCUCCCAAGGCACGCCUGUUCCCACUGUUCUAAGAAUCAAGCUUCAACAGAAGAUGUGAAAGAAAUUAUGAACUCUCCCCACAGCUGUAAAGUGACAUGUGAAAUGUCAUCCCUAUGACCAGAUCACUUUUGCAGGUUUCCUAUCCUGUGUAUCCUGCACUGCAGUCCCCACUGUUCUCUACAGCAAUGCUUAUUGGCGUUGACCCUUAGGCUCUCUGAAAGGGGAUGAGAGCAGUAGAAAGAUCUUCUCAAGAAGACUGACAACAUAAUCUUGUGUGAAUGAAUACAAAUACCCGCCUAUGCCACAGAAGCUACGAGGUGGUCUUGUUACAAAGGGUUCGCUGGAAUUCCAACUGGGAGGACCCUCUGUGUUUCUACAGCAGGUUAGAAGAACACCUUCAGCGUUGUGCUCCUCCAGCAUGCCAGCUUGAGUGCUCGGGAUACUCUGAUGUUGCCUCUACAGGAAUCGGGGGCCCUGCAGAGACCUGGCAGGUAGCCCAUGUCCACCCACCCCUCUAGCAACGCACAACUGCCCCCAGACCCCAACAUUUGUGGAGGCCAUGCCUCCAUGGUGCAACUUGAAGCAGCCAAAACUACUUUCGCAUUCAGCCUCAUACCGGUAUCUGCCAGCGCUGUUCAGUGUGGGCCAAGUUUGGCUUGAUGGUUAGAUAGGUGAUGUGAUAUCUCUUCUCUCCUAAAGAGGCAGCAAUGCACACACUUCCAGGAAAAAGUGCCUCGAGGUGGGAAUAAUACACACCUCCUGCUUGUUUUCACUGAGACUUUGUAGGGAAUGAUACAUACUGACAGCGUACCCAACAGCAAAUACUGCUUAUGUACAGCAGUGGCAGAAGUUCUCAUAACAUUUUCUCUCUUGAAAGGAUGGCCUUGUCAACCUAGCUCCUCCAUUGCACUGCUCAGACACGGGGCAUACCUCACACAGACCGCCCUGCUAAUUGUGGUGGUGCUUGUGAACACGUGGGUGUGUGUGCAUGUGCAUGCACACACAAACUCAAGCUUUAUGUGCGUUUCUUUCCUACUCACGCUUGUCAUAAAGCCCAAUUUAAAUUUCUGUAACAACAAGCGGUUAACUUACGUGUACCAACAGUAGUGAAAUUUAAGUCAGGGCCUUGCUUCCUAAAUCUGCUUUUGUUUGUACGUUAGCCUAGGAAUACUUGUUAGUGCAGGUUCUCCAUUUUUGGGGAGAGUCUCUCAUGGUGACACAGGGAUUCAUUUUGCUUUGAAUGCUGCUGCCUUCUGUCAGCAUUCUCUCUUCUCAGCCAGGAUGCUAGCACUGGAUAGGACUCAUCUAACUUAGGUGAUUAUUCUUGCCUACUGUGUAGGAAAACACGGUUUCUCGUUUUGAGGGGAAAAGAGUGGAAAAAAAUCCCAAGCACAACCAAGUUUCCUAAGCAGCUAUGCAUACCAACUUAACCCUGCCUUGAAUAUAGUGGCCUUGUUCAGUUUUUCCUUUUAGUUCUGUCCUACUGCAAGCUGUACCCGUUACCUUAUUGCUUCAUCCAGUACAUAGUUAGCAGGGUAGGCCAAAAUCUGAAAGUAUCACACCACCAUCUUUGUGGGGUAUUUUGCUGCUUGAGCUGUUUAUCUUGCUAGGACACAACACAGAAAUGUUUUCUAGCAGGUAUGUAUUGGAAGAAAAAAUGCUGGAGGGAACAGAAGCGCUAAAAGCAGUUUACAGAGCAUUGAGCAAUGAGAGUCUAAGGGAUUAGAGCAAGUCAGUAGUGAAAAAUAAGACACUGCUUUCUUUCUACUUCUGCUGAAACCUGCUGCCCCAUCAGCAUUUUUACCACUAUCCCUUUUUAUGAGACGAAAUGGGAACUUCAGAACAUUCCUACUGAGGGGUCAAAAACAGAGAAAAGGAGACAAAACUUGCCACCAAGCCCUCAGCGGGUGACAAGGAGCCAAAGUUAUCUGCACAUGUUCAUUCUGGUUGCAAGUGGGACAAAGCUGGCAUAGGAAGUAGUACUACUAAAAGGCAACCUGACCUUGUUACAGGAAGGGCUGCCAGUGAAAUGUAGUCUCAUAGCAUUCAUGUUACCUUUUCCUUCAGUCUGCAUGUGCUUAUUCUAGAACAAGCAGCUUCUUGCAGGCUGAACACACUCUUUUUCACUGGAAUCAUUUCCUAUGUUUUCACUUUGCCAACCACACUGUAGCUCUGGCAGCUGCACCUGAAUUCAGAGGCUUCCCCAUGCUCUACUUCUGCUCCCAGCUGAUGACUGAUUGCACAGCACUCUGCAGAAGGGUUUGUCUUUUGCACGGUGCCAAACCUUUCUGUGUCACGCCAGACUCCCACAACACUUUAAGUAACUCCUUAGAAAGGAAACCAAAACCUCCACUGACAAAUAUACCUAGCAUCAGUUUGCUCUUAUACUCAACAGGCAGGCUGCUUGGUUUAUUUUCUUUCUUAAGCACUUAUAUUAUGAAUCAUGUUUUCAAUUGCUUUAUGCUGUAUUCGUUGAAUUGCACACAAAUGGUUUCCAUGAGACCUUUUCAGCUUAAUAUCUGGGUCUUUCUACCAGGUGAGCUGCUGUUUAUUGCAGGUAUUUUGUAUAUAACAUGUGCUGGGGUUUCUCCUUUAAUUGUAUUAAAAGUUAUGUUGUACAAUC